This is a messenger RNA of Drosophila albomicans, 1622 nucleotides long. It is a transcript of the gene Taf7, whose product is annotated as transcription initiation factor TFIID subunit 7. The record is from RefSeq and is a predicted model, not a curated record. Bases 170 to 1507 code for a protein of 445 amino acids. Gene Ontology annotation, molecular function: RNA polymerase II general transcription initiation factor activity. The transcript is spliced from 2 exons. Gene Ontology annotation, cellular component: transcription factor TFIID complex. Gene Ontology annotation, biological process: transcription initiation at RNA polymerase II promoter; RNA polymerase II preinitiation complex assembly. Lineage: Eukaryota; Metazoa; Arthropoda; Insecta; Diptera; Drosophilidae.
GCUCCAAUUGGACUAUCGCGAUACUGGCAGAAUUGUUUGUGUGAAUACAUUGUGGUGUUUUUGACAAUUCAAUUUGCUGUCACACUGCUUAGUCUUGGUGUAAUUCCGGAUGCGUGUUUAUAUUUAUUUAAUGUUUCGUAAAUAGUUUAUCCAAAUUAAUUAGUGCAGUAUGUUUGAAAAGAAAAAACAGGCCGAGCACAAGCCCAGAGACGAUGGCAUUGAGCUGGAGAAUCAGUUUAUUAUGCGGUUUCCGAAGCAUCUUGCGAAUGCUGUGCAUGAAUCAAUACAAGCUGGCACUGUUAAGGAUCGAUUGAGCAUUCAGCUGGAUCAGGAUCUGCGCUAUGGCGAAGUGCGUCUAGAUGACCAGUUGCUGUAUGCCAAAAUCGUGGACUUGCCCACAGUGAUGGAGAGCUACAAGACGAUUGAUAACAAGAGUUUCUACAAGUCAGCUGAUAUUUGCCAGCUGCUAAUCUGCAAGGAGGAGCCCGAGGAUGAGACGGAGAAGGAAUCACCCAACAAGAACAAGAAGAAGGAUCCCAAUAAGGUGGACAAGAAGUAUUUGUGGCCACACGGUAUAACGCCGCCUUGCAAGAACGUAAGAAAGCGGCGCUUCCGCAAGACACUGAAAAAGAAGAACGUAGAGACGCCGGAGAUCGAGAAGGAAGUGAAGCAUUUGCUGCGCAUCGACAACGAAGCUGUGCGCGUCGACUACGAGAUCAUCAAUGAGGAGGACAAACCGAGUGAUGAGCUGGAUCAGUCCGACAUUAAGGUGUACAACGAGGCAGACGAAGAUAUGCAAGAUGACACGAUGCAUGCCAGCGACAAGACGGUCAAUGAAAGUGCUUCGCAACGUGACAUCAACGUGGAGUCAGAUGACGAAGAGACGAGCAACUUUGAUACCCAUCGUGCUCCCAAUAUGGGCGUGGCGGCACAUGACAUUUUCGGCGAGGAAGUGUCCACAACAGAUGAUGAAGAUGAGCCCACAAUGCCAGGCAACGAGUCGCGCCCGCAGCGUCACGAACUCGAGGAGUCUUCUCGUCUUUCUGCCGACGAUUCGCGUAUGUCAGAUUUCUUUGGAGCCAGCGGCAGCGGCGGUGCCGGCGCCAACAGCAGCGUCAAGAUUGAGGACAACGAGUUCAACAAGUCUAUGUUUGGACGUGAGGGUAGCAGCCCCAAGCUGAGUGCAGCAGGCUCUAGUUCUAAUCUUGCUGCACCGAGUGGCUUCUAUGAUAAUCAAAUGAGCAAGCGCGAAGAGUUCGAGAAUCUUGAUUUCAUGGAUGAACCUCAACCGCAAUACACACAGCAACAAAUACAUGAGAAGAUUAAUCAGCUUACCCGACAAAUUGCCGAUCUGAAGGCGCAACAAUCGCAGAAAUCCACCGAGAUUGCUUCUAUUCAGAAUAACACAUUGAAGCAGCGGAUGCAGGAGACGCUUGACAAUCUGUAUACUCAGGUCAUUGAACGCGAACUGGAGCUGAAGGACUUCGAGACAAUGCUUGAGCAAUGAAAUUUUAUUUGAAGCAUUUUUAUUAGUUAAGAGAAUUUAAAGUUAAGUUGAAAUUCAUGAAAAAUUUUUGAUGGCAAAUAUUAAAACUUAUUAUCAAAACCUAUAUUACUUUAAA